UGUCACAUCCAGGAUAACAAUGGAGGAACGAACAGUUCUGUGCGGUGGCCAAAUACAAUAAAAUAUCGUUCAAAAUUAGCAACAAUAAGUGUUUUUCCUAUAACAGAAGCAGAUUUUGAUUCGUCGAACAUAAAACCUUUUUACAUACAACGAAUAACCAGCUAAUCGUGCUUUAUGAAAAUAAUCGCUAGCUCCCAGCUAACGGUAACGUCUUAUUGAGACUUAAGCAUUUUGUAGAGAUAUAAACAUAAGUUUUUUGGUCUGAGAUAAAGGUUAAAUAGUUUAUUCUCGCUAGCUGACAAAGUUGAAACAUGUUCACGGAUGAAACUCUUGACUUAAUUGGUGCCGAGUCGACAUGGAGAAAGUCACACCAGCAAACACAAGAAUCAAGGAGCUGUCAAACUCUUCCAGUUGACACAGCAGAGGCUGAAACACAAGCCAGAGAUGUGUCAGACAACAGCACCCAGACACAAGACCAGAUCAGUCAAACACUCUCUCUAGAUCGAGACAUAUCGGACUUUCCUGGUUUGCUGGACUUCUUGCAUAAAGUUGAAGACAUAGUUAUCAAAGAACUGGUGAAAAACUCCAAGAGCCAUGCUUUCGAUGGGUUUCGAGUGAACUGGGAGGAUCAGAAUGAGGCGGUGUCUUGCAUGUACCGUCUUCAGCAUGCUGAGGCUCAGGAAAGGGGUCUGCAAGUCACCGGCGUGUCCUGGAACUGCACCGGCUCGGUCAUAGGCUGUGGAUUCGGCCGUGUGGAUGAUGGUGAUUGGAGCAAUGAGAAGGCUUAUGUGUGCACAUGGAACCUGGACCGGCAGAACCUGAACCCAAAGCGGUCGGAUGUGAUCAUAGACGUGCCCACUCCGGUCAUGUGUCUGUGCUUCCAUCCUGUCAGACCGUCUGUGGUUGCUGGGGGGCUGUACAGUGGUGAGGUGGUGGUCUGGGACACCAGCCGCUCACAGGACCUCAUUCUGGCUCAGACGGGAAUGUCUGCAGAUACCCACCGUGAACCAGUUUUUCAGGUCAGCUGGGUCCCAGGAGCUCGCAGAGGGGAGUUUAUGGUACUGAGCGCCGGUUCAGGAGGAAGAGUUCUGUUGUGGACUGUUGAUGGAGCUGAAGCCAAACUCAUCUUGAGUUCUGGAUAUGCUCUUGUUCAACAGCAGGUGCCUCAGUGUGGAGCAACAAGCAAGACGCGAGGUAGCACCACUAUAGGAGUAACCUCUGUUGCACUUUCCCCGUGGGACCUGGACACAUUCCUGGUGGGCUCAGAGGGAGGCCUUGUGCUCAAAUGCUCCUUCAGCAGUGAGACAGUGUCAGCAGUGCCCCCUGAUGGUGAGAGCGUGACACUGCGGGCCCCCGUACAAUUCUCUUUCUCACCACUGGGAGGCCCUGUACACUCAGUUCACUUCUCACCGUUCCAUAGGAAUCUGUUUGUAAGUGUCGGGACAGAUGGUUUGGCUCACCUGCACACUGUGCUCCAGCCCCGUCCCCUGCUGUCUCUACGGGUGUCCGAUUCAUACGUGUUUGGGGUGAGGUGGUCACCUACACGCCCUCUAGUCUUUGCUGCAGCGACGGGACAAGGUUUGGUCCAGAUGUUUGAUUUGGGUCGGAGGUCUUUAAGGCCAGCUGCCACAGUUGACCAGAACACAAGUGGUCAGCCAACAUAUUGUCUGGAGUUCAACCCCAAACACACAAAUCUGAUGGCAGUGGGUAAUGCAGAUGGUAGUGUCAACAUCUGGCAGCUCAGUGCUGAGUUAACAGAACAAGGUGCCAAGGAGACGGCAGUGCUAGAACAGCUGGCCAAUGAGGUGGUGGACUGAGUCUGUUUGAGCUUCCUCUUUUCAGACUGUCCUGAUCAGGCUUGAGCAUUCUUAAAACACAUUCACAUAUCUUCAACUGUACAUUUACACUGUAAAAUAAAAAAAACACUUGACAAUUCCUUCCAGCUAUAA
Molecule: messenger RNA, 1949 nt
Organism: Carassius carassius (crucian carp)
Lineage: Eukaryota; Metazoa; Chordata; Actinopteri; Cypriniformes; Cyprinidae
Gene: dync2i2
Product: dynein 2 intermediate chain 2
Exons: 9
Coding region: 312-1817 (501 amino acids)
Biological process (GO): intraciliary transport
Cellular component (GO): ciliary plasm; cytoplasmic dynein complex
Molecular function (GO): dynein heavy chain binding; dynein light chain binding
Source: RefSeq, a predicted model, not a curated record